ACCACGCGCGCUUGUUCUCUCAGUUUGUAUUCGGUAUCCACCUCGUAUCGGUGGAUACGUUCGGUUCUUAAUUCAAUCGAAUUAUUAUAUCGAAAUCGUGAAAUUACCGUCCAAUUCUAUAACCACGUUCUCCAAGCUGAAAAUAAAGUUUCAAAUCCAACGACAACUAUAGUGCCAAUUGUGUCGUUUGUUGACAGUGCUUUCGAAACAAAGACGACAUGCUGUCGCUGCGAUUUGUUGGUCUUUUGGUAUUACUUCUUACCGCGCAGGUUUGGUGCAAACCGGCGAAAGGUUCCGAGAGCGCCGAUUACACCGAAGACGAUACACUGUCCGAAUACAUCGAUGAUGACAACAACGACGACACCGAUGAGCUGGUCGAUGACGCGAACGAUACCGCAAGCGCCGUGGACGAUGACACGGCCAGCGCUAUCGAGGAACCGCAAAUCAUAUCAAAGCCCGAGAGUAUACGAAUGAGGAACGGAAGCACGAUAUACCUGCAUUGCCUCGUGAAAAAUGCAGACAAUUUCGCGGUCACCUGGAAGAAAGACGACAAUUUCAUGUAUCAGGAAGGAAAGAGAAUUGUUAUAUUGCCGAACAAUACGUUGGUGAUACACGAUGCCAAUGUCAAUGACACUUCCGACGAUUACGAGUGCAGUAUCAUGCAUCCUAAAAAAACUAUUACGAUCAAGCACAGAGUGCAGAUCGUUUCUCAAGUUCCGCGCACGCAGAAAGUGGAUGUUACUUCUGAAAGGCCUCAAGUUCUACCUACGGUCACGCAACGAACGGAUGCUGCUUCUGAAAGGCCUCAGAUAUCACCAUCGACUCAUCACAAACAAUCGGAGAUACGUGUAAUCCCCGGUAAAAGGGUGGAAGUCAACGCUGGUGAUAACGUCACCCUCGGUUGCGAAACGAGGGUCAUACAACCGAUACAAGAGAUAAAGUGGUAUCACGAGAACGAAAGAGUUCAUAAUAAUAUAAUCGUAUCCGGUAAUCGUAUCACUAUCGUGAAUAUUAAUAGACACGAUGCUGGUCAUUAUCAGUGUUUGGCCGAGAAUGGGAUGGAGUCUCCACCUGUAGAAGCCAUUAACGUCAUUGUCAAUUACGCUCCAGAAAUAGAGACAAAGGGGAAAUGGGUGCACACCGGAAUCGGAGUAGAAUCGCGGUUAUCGUGUAUCGUGCAUGCUCAUCCGCAUGCUAACGUAACGUGGUUCAAGGAUCAGAAGAGAAUAUUACCGAAGAAAAACAGUAUAGAGCUUAGAGGAAACAAAACUCGAUACGUUCUUGAUAUUUUGCACACCCAAUUCGAAGACUUGGCUAAUUACACGUGCGUAGCGGAGAACAAAUUGGGACGGACGGAGAAAACUAUUUCCCUUACCGGUCUUCCUUCUCAAGCGAUUAUUUCUGGUGGUGAGAUGACAAGGACCGCAUCAGGGUUAAUUUUAAAAUGGCACUUGGAGAGUUAUUCGCCGAUUAUUGAAUAUAAACUGCAAUAUCGUCGUAAAGAAGAUCCUGAAUGGAUUAUUGUGAAGCCUACGGUAACGAACGGUAGAGGAAAUCAAUUCAUUGUCGAGCAUACAAUUGAAGGACUUCAACCUGGAUCGUAUGAAGCAAUCGUUAUGGCUAGAAACGACUUUGGAUGGUCUUUACCCUCGAAGCCACAUACAUUUGUAGGAGAAUACGCAGAUGAGCAAGCUGAGAAUGUUAGAGGACCAUCAGCGGGUGUAUCUCAACCUGCUUUAGCCAUUGCAACAUUAUUCCUAGUCGUUUCGUCCUGUGCCUUUACAAGUCUGUAAUUUACCGAACUUCUUAAAUUAUAGGUAAUUUGCUGCAGCCAAAGCGUACACCAGCAAAUGCAAUGGUGGGUUUAGUGAAACAAGAAUGUCUAGGAGAACUGUAUAUUGCUGGUGUAAUAUAUUUUUUAAAAUAAUAUUAGUUAUAUUUAUUUUAAGCAAGAGAUAAAUAAUUAAUAUGUUCCCUAGCAGAAUAAUAUUUCCAAAAACAUGUUAGCUAAAUUUUAUACUGCUGCUUGUUCGAGUAAUCAAAUAUUUGGAAAUGAUACGAAAAAAAAAAAUUUUAUAUUAUGAUUCAUGUUUAAAUAUAACAAGCAAAAGUGCAUUUUUGCAUUUGUAUUGGUUUAUUGUUUUUUUAUAAAAAUUUAUCAAAAUUUAAUUGUGGGCAUUUUUUAUGUAUAAAAAAAUACUUUCACGUUAUACAGUAAACAUUAGAUAAUUCUCCUAGAUGUUCUGGUACGUAUUAUUAAAAAAAAAAAAGAGCAUUUUAAUUGUACUCUAAAUCAAGAGUAACUGUAAGGGAUAUUGUACUUUAAAAUAUAUUUAUAUAUCUNUAUUAUAUAUAUAUAUACGUACGCAUAAUUUAGUAUUCAUUGUACAUGUAUAAGUUCAGAGAUAUAUGAUUAUUAUUAUAAUUUAUUUUUAUAUGCUUAAGAUAACUAAAUCCGUGUUCUAUAAUGUUGCUUAGUGCCAUGUACGCAAGUUUUUUUCUCGAUCAUGUACAGAAAUGGCACUGAUAAAUCAUCUUUCGAAAUACGAAAGAAGGAUAUGUAUGUAGGUACCUUACGUAUAAUAACAAAGAAAUAAUAUUAUUAAGAAUCGCCGUAGAAAAUCGACGAAGAAAUAUGGGUUGAAAGCACAUAUACUGGCUACAUAUACUAUUGGCAUAUUGUUAGAAAUAAUUCCUUUCUCUCUUUCUUUUCCUACUAUAUGUGCUUCCAAUUCAAAUAAAUAUAAUAUUUUCAUUUGACUUUAAAGUAUAAUGUUAUGAGUGGACACGAAUGUCUGUUGAGAGUGCAAGGAUAAUGUAUUGUUUUUCGAAUUAGCUUGGUAGCUUUAGUACAUAUACACAUCGUUGCAUUGAUUUUUAACAACCGUUUCAAUCAAUAGAUUAUAGAUUAAAAAAUAAAUAUUGUACAAAAAUAUUGUUGGUUCCAACAAAUGGUGCACAUUAUGUAAACGUUAAAUGUAGAAAUUUCAGUCACGCUUAUCUUGACGCUCUGUAUAUGACAAUCCUUACUUUUGUAUAGCGUUCUUUGCAUUUAUUCAUUUGAUAAUAAAUUCGUUGCAUAAGUUCAAACACAUUACAAA
Messenger RNA from Apis laboriosa (Himalayan honeybee), 3101 nucleotides. Its product is annotated as neurotrimin-like. Gene Ontology annotation, cellular component: neuronal cell body; axon; plasma membrane. Bases 219 to 1793 code for a protein of 524 amino acids. Gene Ontology annotation, molecular function: axon guidance receptor activity; protein binding. NCBI's taxonomy places the organism in Eukaryota, Metazoa, Arthropoda, Insecta, Hymenoptera, Apidae. Gene Ontology annotation, biological process: homophilic cell-cell adhesion; synapse organization. The record is from RefSeq and is a predicted model, not a curated record. The transcript has 10 exons.